CUGCGACCACAGAGGAGGAAGAGGAGGAAGCCGCGGAGCGACAAGAUCCAGAGCGGCAGGGAGACGCGAUACAAAACCUACAGAACCAUCUGAUUAAAGAAGAAGAGGAAGAGGCAGAGGAAGAGGAAGAGGCAGAGGAAGAGGAGAAUUUUGACGCGCCUUCACCUCGCGGAUAAAACGAGCUGAGCAGCAGCAGAAGGCGGAGACGCGUCAUCGCGCUCUUCCUCCUCAUCAGUGAACGAGUGAAGAAGAAGAGGAGCGGAGGAAGAACCGUGACGAACCUCGGACCCAAAACGACGAAGGACGCGGUGUAGGAAACCUCCCCCCCUCCCCUUCCCGGACCAGGGCCGAUUUUGCAGCGCGGCGCGGCGACACCAUGAAGGACCGUACGGCGGAACUGCGAAGUGCGAAGGACAGUGAUGAUGAUGAGGAGGUGGUGCAGGUCGACAGGGACCACUUCAUGGAUGAGUUCUUUGAACAGGUGGAGGAGAUCAGAGGCUGCAUAGAAAAGCUGUCAGAGGAUGUGGAGCAGGUGAAGAAGCAGCACAGCGCCAUCCUGGCCGCACCCAACCCUGACGAAAAGACCAAGCAGGAGUUGGAGGACCUCACAGCUGACAUCAAGAAAACAGCUAAUAAAGUUCGUUCAAAAUUAAAAGCGAUUGAGCAGAGCAUCGAGCAGGAGGAGGGUCUCAACAGAUCAUCGGCGGACCUCAGGAUCCGCAAGACACAGCACUCCACGCUGUCACGUAAGUUUGUGGAGGUGAUGACUGAGUACAACACCACGCAGUCCAAGUACCGCGACCGCUGCAAGGACCGCAUCCAGAGACAGCUGGAGAUCACUGGGAGAACCACCACCAAUGAGGAGCUGGAGGACAUGUUGGAGAGCGGCAAGCUGGCCAUCUUCACCGAUGAUAUUAAGAUGGACUCUCAGAUGACGAAGCAGGCUCUGAAUGAGAUCGAGACCCGACACACAGAGAUCAUCAAGCUGGAAAACAGCAUCCGUGAGCUCCACGACAUGUUUGUGGAUAUGGCCAUGCUGGUCGAGAGCCAGGGAGAGAUGAUUGACAGAAUUGAGUACAACGUGGAACACUCCGUCGACUACGUGGAGCGAGCCGUGUCUGACACCAAGAAGGCCGUCAAAUACCAGAGCCAGGCUCGCAAGAAGAAGAUCAUGAUCAUCAUCUGCUGCGUCAUCCUGGGCGUGGUCCUGGCGUCGACCAUCGGUGGAACGCUGGGCUUCUAAGACGCCGCCUGCCGCUGUGAUGACCGACACCGACCGCCCGUCUGACUGACAGCCAGCAGAGAAAAGAAACACCAAUGACGAAAACAACACAAAAACUUGAAACACAAAUGCAAGACAGAAAACCUAUUAGCUAGGAAGAGAUAACAGUCUCAUCACAGAUAAGAGGAAACACCACGGGGUUGGGUGGGGUUCAAAAGAAAGACAAAAUAAUACAAUAAAAACACCAUCGCAUUAUAGCUGACAUAAAUACAUAACAUAUAAACAGAGGGUACAAAUAGUCCAACUAUUUAUUACAGAUGUAUGUGUACACGUGUUGAACAUGAAGCAACACAUGGGUUAGCUACCUGUAAAAGAUUAUGACCUAAAAUAUGACUUUUACUCUGUUUGUUUGUUUCUUUUACUUUGUUCUUAUUCUUUAAGUUUCUUUCAUCUUUGGAGAGUCUCCGAGGACAGCGAUGGCGCUGCUGUGUCUGCGGGACGACUUCCAGAGACAACCUUUCUUUGUUUAUUUUCUGGUAACUGAGCUUAUUCUGAAUCAAUGAGCUCAUGUCUUUCGACUACAAAACGCUCACCUCCAUCUUUUCAGCUCCGUCAGAACCUUCCAAAGCUCUGGGUCUUUGGAACUGAAGGUUGGAGAGCGCAGAUGUGAGUGAAGCAAGGCUCUGGAACUUUGUCCCGCAGGACGAGCAGCUUCUGUGUUGGUCCAACCGACCUCGUCUAGUUGUUUCUAGGAGGCAGGGCCCGACUUCGCCGUUGCCUCAGCCAUCUCUUAAAACCAUCCCUCAUUGGUUGCUCACUCCUGUCAUUCACCUCAGUCAGCCUGUAAAAUGCCAGCUGCCUCAGUCGUUAUAAACAGAAUGAAGCGACAACCACAGAGCAUGGGGAGGGAGCCCUCUAGUGGUAGAACAUGUUGACUGAUGGGUGAAUGGUGGGAAAGAACCGCGGUGGGAGGGUUAAAGGGAAGGUGGGAGGAGACAGACGGUCAAUCUAUGCAGUUUAGAUGACAGGAAGACGACCUGUCCCGCCUCUCCUGCCCAGAGAGCCAAUGAAGAUAGGUCGCUGAGAUAUCGUCAUCAAAGCCGGCUGUCGUCUCCACAUCCGUCAUAUCUGUUCUUCUGGAAGAUUCUAAAAAAGGAAGAACAUAUUAAAAUUAAAGAAUAAAAUAGAGUAAAAUGAAACAUUUAAAAACGUACAAACAAGUCAGACAACAAAGCAGAUGGACAGAAAACGUAGAAAACCCUUUAGUGGCUGGUGUGCCCCGGUCACUGAGUGUCGUGGUCAAUUGUUGCUUUUUGUUUUUCAAAGGGGAGCGUUUGUUGCUUCGUUGUUGUGUGGUGCUGCUGUUCUAGUGCGUGUCGUAUCGGCCUCAUCAUUUAGUGGUCGUUGUUUAGUCCGUAUGAUUUGAUGCAUUUGCCUGUUUCCUUCUUGCAUCCCAGUGUGUGUGUGUGUGUGUGUGUGUGUGUGUGUGUGUGUGUGUGUGUGUGUGGGUGUGUGUGUGUGUGUGAGUGUGUGUGUGAGUGUGUGUGUGAUUUCAACUCACACUAUUUGAAUGCCUGACCUACACAGGUGCUACUUAACAGCAGAGGAUGGUUCCUCAGUGGAAGGUGGAACAUGUGACACACACACAUUCACAGCACAUGACACACAUGAACAUUUGAUGUUUCACACACGUGAAAUUCCCCCUUAACACACACACCUUUAACUUUCCCGUGUCCCACAUCAUGCCAACGCUAGUGUUAGACUGUGUGGCUUAGCAUGCUGUAGCGUUAGCUUGUGUAGAUCAUGUAGGAGCUGCUUGUUGGAGAUUGAUGAGUUUUCUGGUAUUUUUGAUGUUAAAGACAUUUUCCUGAUGUUCAGAACAACGAGGGAAAGAAUUAAGAAACAUUUUCUUCUUCCUCCUGGAGAUUGUAGCCUGACAGAACAUAAUCUGAACGUUAGCUUCGAUCGCUCUCUUAGCUGAGUGCUUAUCAGUUUGUAAGCUAGUAGCUAGCUUAUAAGAUUAUAGUUUUCAGCUUACAGCAGUAAAACAUUUGGACACUGCAAACGUGGCAAUAUACAGAAAGCAAAAAACACCCACUUUGUGUUAGCAUUAGCAGCUAUCAGAAUGUUUGCACAAGACGACCGGACUUCUCUGCUUCUUUUUACAGAAAUGACGCUGAAAAGAACGUGCUAAUUUAAAUUAGGCUAAUCAUGACUAAGUGACAGAAACAAGUGAGUCAUCACUGUGUUCUGAGUAUUAUGUUCACGUCACCAGAGCUCUAGACUGAGACAACAUACACCUGCAUUAAACCUCAACACUAUUUGUUGUAAAAGCAUAGGUUGUUCUGUUGCUGAAAAUGUGAUCUAUGUUGAGUCGUAACACAAAUGUGUGUGUUGCCCCAAACUGGACAUACGGGUGUGUUGACAACUGCGAAGUUGUAGUUUGAUGGAGGACGUUGGUCUGUGCACAGGCUCUGUGAUACGAAGGGUCACUGACCUCUGCUGAGGCCUGUGCUGGACGACGUUUCACCCUCACAACACUUUCACUGUCCGUUUAGCCUUAUCCACAAAUACCACCUUAAAUGAAAACUACGCUCGAAGCAAUAAACUCGUUCAGUUUCAUUUGACCGACACAGUGUUUGCUAGCUCGCUAACGCUGUGUCUUGAAUCUGCCCCGAGGUUUAUCAAGUUGGGACGUUAUUUGAUGUUUACAUUUGUUCUCUGGAUGAAUGAAGGAUACUGACAAAAAACUGAGACAGAAAACUCCUGAUCCUUUGAUUAAAAGUCAAAUCGCUUGUCACUCUGACAAGAUGCUGGAGCAGAAUCUGGUGUUUGACAGGAGUCGCUCGAAGCACCGGAGCCACAGCGUGGUUCACCACUCUUCGUGCCAGCUGCUCUUUCAAGGCGUCCAGGGCGACAUGCCGACAUGAGGAAAGAGUCUCUGUUGAAUGUUUUGACUUUUAUCGAGAGUCCAUGUUGUUCGUGCUGUAACGUGUUCGCUAGAUGAAAAAAAAGGAUCAGAAUUUUUAUGUUCGGAGAAAGCUGAGAUGGGAACUUUUUAUUUUAUUCUUUUAAUUCUCAAAACGAAAAUUGAACCCAUUUCCAGUAAAGCAAAGAGCCCCAACCCCUCCAAGCAGCAACGUCCAAUAGAUGUUUGUUCAGAUUCAUAGUAGAUUUAGAUGAAUUAAGCACUUUCUCUGAUAAUGUGUUGUCAAUGUUCAUGGCUACAUUCAGUCUUUACGAGUGGUUUCCAAGUGGUUUUGUUGGAGUGUAGUAUCAACAUUAGAAACCAGAUAUUGUUCCCCCUGUGACUCAGAUCCUGACUGUGUUGGAUUCUACAUUUCCCAGGUGUCUUGUUCUGUUUCAGAGCUCUGCUUCACAAGUGUUUGACAUAUUUAGGGAAUUCACAAAUCCAGAAAACUGCUGUUUUCAAAGUCAAUACAUUUGACUCCAUCAAUCACAGUGCUCUGUUGGUCACCUGCCUGUGGCCUCCUCAAGACAGCCACACAGAGGUCAGGGCAGGAACAGGCUCUCAGCGGUCGAGGGUUGUCGGGUGCCUGGUGAGGUGGUGGUGAUUGCGGUGGAUUAAAUCAGUGAUGUGUGGAUGCCGUCGUGAUACCAGCCAGCUUGUGAGCACUGACUUUUCUUUGUUGUAUGUGAACAUGUGUACAUGAGGUUCCUGUUCCAUCAGGCCCCGCCCCUGCUUUCUCGUCCUGCUGUCAUCGCUCCUCCCAUUUGUUUUGUAGUUGUUUGACUGUUCAUAAAAAUGAUGUUCAGGCUCGGCCCUCACCUUCCCCAGCAGACCCCACAAAUCCCGUUGUGUGAUAAUAAUAAUAAUAAUAAUAAUAAUAAUAAUAAUAAAGGCAUGCAAAAGCAGUGUGGAGUUUGCAUGAUGGUGUUUUUGUACCCCAACCCCAAGCAGCCUCCACCUCAUGCACUUUACCGCUCAUGGACCCAUCUUUGGUUAGCCCUACUUAACUUGUUCUUAACUUGUUCCAACUUAUUCUGCUGUUUCAAUUAUUUGAAUUUAAUUUAAAUGUUAAACACACGUUGGUGUUAAGUGUCAAUGGGUUGUUUGUAACAUAUUGUUGUAACAUUGUGGAAAAGUUGAUACUUUUCAAAUAUGCUGCCAUCAACUUCAUCUUAACUGCUUCCCCCCCCAAGACCUGACGUUGAGCUCCGAACUUCCUGUGAGGUCACGACCCUGUGUUGUGUUUUUGUGGAGUUUUCGCCAUCUUUGAUUACUGUAUUAAGUGUGGAGCCCUCGACCUGUGGGCUAGCUUCAUGUCGCCCUGCCUGGCCUUGUGUGUGUGCUGCAUGCCUCCCUCCCUUCCUCCAGUGAUACAAGAUUGGUGCAUAAAUGUGUGAGUGUGUGUGUGUGUGUGUGUGUGUGUGUGUGUUUGUGUCAGAGCAGCACAGGUGUGUUUUGAUGUGCAAAGCAUCCGAUCGCAGGUUCAAGGGUUGAAGCCGUUUGACGUGUUGUUAGUUAUUUUUUUUUAAGUCAAGAAAUAAUAGAUUAGACAUAUUUAUGGACACCAUGGUCACUGUUAUUGUUAUUAUAUUUAUGUAUAUUCAAACCAAAGGUUUUUUUGCUUUCCCCUCUUGUGUUCUCAAAAGUUUUGCCGCUUAUAUCAAAGAGCACAACGCGAGUCAAGUUUACGGAGUUACGUCCAAAAUGAAAAAGUAUAAAGUAGAAUAAAACAUAAAGUGGUACCAUAACUAUAAAAUCAUAAGCCCAGCACCCCCUGCCCAACACCACCCCUCACUGCAUGUUGGUCUGUCCAAUCAAAUCUUACAAACCAUUCCAACACUUAUCUCGCACCACAAAAACGAUGUCUGGCUCGGCCCCACCUUUCCUUUCCACUUGUAGAUGUUAGUUUGUCGUCACAUGAGUGGAGGAAUAUGACACAUAAUCAUCUGUGAAAAACUAGCAUAUGUACAUUUAUCCAUUUGAGACGUAUAAGGAGACAAUGGUUGUGCGUUCUUAUUCUAUUUAUUAAUUGCUGUUAAUCUGGUUAUGAUGGUGUCAUUCAUUAGUGAGCAGCUUGUUUCAGUCUCUGAGUUCACACUACAGGUCAAUGCUUGUCUGCAGGUUUGAAGGAUUUGCUAGCGGGUCAGUCGCGGGACUGAGACAACCGGAAGAAGCUUCCUCACUGUUUGUGUGCAAAUAACAUUAAAUUCCACUAAGAUAGCAGUCGGGUAAACUGGGAAGAAGCAGUGCUAGCUAACCGCUCUGUUGUAAUUGAUUGAAAUGUCACCACUCAAUUAUUUCUGUUGUUUGACUCUUUACCUCGACUGCACUUUUCUCGGAACACACAUGAAUAUUACAUUUGGAGAUUCGUAUAAAAGCUAGACGGCUACCAAGUGUGACAUCUUUGCCUUUGAUGAAAACAAGUGCAAGUUAUGCAAACACUAACGUAGUGAUUUAUCUAACUUGACUCAUCUGCGCCACACGGAGGUCCGAUCAGAAAUCAUGGUCUCUGAUGUCUAUGCACAUCAUCCUGUACAAAGAGAAAGAUUUAUUUAGAUUUAUUUAGGGGUUGUUUUUGCAGCAGGUUGUCGUACAGCGUCCUGCAUCGAUGAUUGUCACUACAUUUUUUCCCAUUAAAACUAAUUCUGGUCUUCAACCUUAAUCUACAAAGUUCUGAUUGGCUCAGCUGGUUUUUGGUCAAUUGAUCAUAUAAAUUGUAUCCAGAGGACCUGUAUAUGAUUACUGUUGUGCACAUGCUAGAACGAUAAUUGAUCCUUUUACUGCAACUGAGAAGAAAUUGAGGUGUGACAGAACAUCAUCACCUGGGGUCCAGUGUUAGCUCGUUAGCUAGCUAGCUCCAAUAAACCUUCAAUCAGCAUUUUCCUGUUUGUGACAAAAAACUGCAGCCUUAUCCACUGAAGUCACAUAUAGACAAGAACACACACAUACACACAUAUCAUACAUAUAUAUCUCUUACACCAACAAACUGCAUUUCUAUAACUGUAUGUAUGUGGCUCCGUGGCCAUUAAGCGCUUCUAUUGGCUGUGUACAGUUUUUUCAGAGCGGGGUAUCGAAAGCAGGAAAAAAUCAUCCGGAGAGAGUUUGGAUGCGACGCCAAGACUCCAAAGAUUGAUUUACCGUUAGCCGUUAGCUGUUAGCCGUUAGCCGUUAGCGUAUGUGUGUGUGUGGAAGUAACGUGGCAUGUUGUCUCCCACACUAAUUGAAAAUGGACUCUUUGAUCAGACGUGUGUGGACACAUUAGGUCUGUCUUUAUUUCUGCAGAUUCAUUUGUUUAUUUGAACCAGACGAGCGUCUGUCUUCCAUGUUCGUCCACAACAGACGCUGAGUAUCAGACUGUGAGGAUUCAACGUAGUUGUACUUUUUGUUCCUCCGUUGUCGGAAAACUAAACUCUUCUCUGCGAUGAUUUUUGUCUUCCUGAAACAAUUUUCAAAAACCAAAACCUGUUCAGUGCCCUGCUCUGGAUGAUGAUAAAUGAAAUGUUUGUUCGUUGUGGCUUCUUCCUGCUUCUGUCGGCAGUAGCAGCUGCAACUUGAUAUUAACUGUUGUUUCUGACGAUGAUUUAUUUGAUGCUCCGCCCACUCGUCGUAUGAGACAGUAUUUGAUUUGAUCAGUGUUUUUUCCCUAGUGGGGGGUGGGAGAGGUCAGGGAAGGGACCAUGGAGAUAGACUACACCCACAAGGCCUCUGCCACAGCUAGUAGGAAACUUAAAUAACUUUAUCAUGAAUAUUAUUGUUAUUAUUAUUAUUACCAUUAACGACAAAUAAAAUGCAGUAAAACAUUUGCAAAAACCCAGAAGGAGAACGAACGGCUUCACGCAAAGUGAUCAAACAUAAAAAAGGAGAUUCUAUAAUAGCAAUGAAUUAAAGAAGUACAAACUGAGUUAUGUUAUCAUAAAUAAUAGUAGUAAUAUUGAAUGCUCGCAAUUUUGUCAAACUGAAACUGGAUUCUUUGUGUUAUGUAAUUAUUGUAAAUAACUUCAAAGAGAGAAAAAAUGACUUGCAUGUCUAUGUAUAAAUCUCAUGAGAUAUCUAUUCCCGUCAAAGUUGACACGUAGUUCGAUCUCUGUCCUUUUUCGACACUUUCGCUUCUCCUGUCAAAUAUCGCCCGUCCAAGACUCCGCCCUCCAACCUUCUCUUCUUUCCUUGUGGCAGAGGGACAGAAACAGAGAGAGGGAGAAACGUGGCCUCCAGCGUCCUCGUCCGUCACGCUCCGUUCAGACUCGUGUUUACACCGCCUGCUGAAACCUGGGAUCCAGCAGCUGUUUACUCAACCACAUCUUUUUAUUCAUUUCUGUCUCAAAUUCAAAUCCCCGACAGAAGUGGACGGAUCUGGAGUUUCAGCAGGUUCCGUUCCUCGGGGGCGUAAACACGGUGUCGACCACACAUCAUCCAUCACUCCAGUUCCAGAGGAACCGCCCACUGGCUCCUCUGAUGAAAGUGCUUCCCUCCAUAUUAGGAAAAUAAGUCCCGCCUCCAGGGCUUUCCAGGCCACACCCCCUGAUCACUUCAGAAGCCCUGUUAGCGGUUUGAACUCUCUCUCUCCCUCUGUUUAUCACUGUCUCUCGACCACAGCUCAUUAGCCAACCGAAACCUCGGACUCUUCACUUGCCACUUGUACCCAGAGCUCAGCCAGAUCCCGAGAAGCGCCCCAACAGCCCCCCCCCACACACCCAGCUGCCGACGGGUAGAGCGUCAACUGUUACUGAAACAAACGAGGUAUCGUCCCACAUAGACGUCCCGUCUGUCAGCGUCUCAACAGCUGAUCCUCCUCAUGUCUCCAUGACUGAGUGACGGAAAGCUAAAGGCGUCAUCACGGUAACAGUCCGUUUCCCUGACGUGUCUCAAGGUUGUUAGGACGUUAGCACCAGGACAUUAGCACCAGUACGUUAGCACCAGGACGUUAGCAGCAGGACGUUAGCACCAGGACGUUAGCACCAGGACGUUAGCACCAGGACGUUAGCACCAGGACGUUAGCACCAUCGUAUUCCAACAUACCGGUUCCUGCAGGAGUUCUUCGCUUUAGUUUCUCAAAGCAUUGAAGCACAAGACUUCGCUCAGAGGUCAAACAGAAAAUCAAAUCUCAGGCUACAUCCAUACGACUUCAUUAAAAAAACAAAUUGUCUGACGUCAGAAAACAGAGAAGUUUAUAUACUGCUAGUCCCGAUCUAGUUUUCAAACUAGAAAAAUCUAGUUUUCAAACUAGAUCGGGAUUAGAGCUGCGUUCCAUUCUGGAUGAACAAAAGCUGAGAUGUUUGGAAACGUAGACACUCACAGCCUCUUGCUGAUUGGUUCUUUUCAGUCAAGACAAAGACUUCUCUGAUUUGUCUCCUGUCACAUGACCUCUUUCCAAAAGAAAACACCUAUCCUCAGCUACCAGAGUAGAAACAACACGGAGGAAAAAGACUUGCUGACCCGUUAUUCUUUGCUAACAACUGCUGUUCAGUUCGUUUCGGCAACUAACAACCCGAAAGCUUCGUGUAUGAGGGUGCGUUAGCGUGAACAGACUGAAAUCGACGAGACAGAGAUCGGCUUGAUGUGGUGUGGACGUAGCCUCGAUCCUUUGCCACAAACCAGUUGAACGUUGUCAUGUUUCUCUGAGAAGGUUCGGCUGACGGAAGGCGCUCAGGUUUGUGCGGAGGAGCUUUACAGAGUGAUUUGGUUCGAGUGCAGCUUCGAUGGGUUUGAGGAAAACGUUCGUCUCCGAGUCGCCACCUAGUGUUGGGCCCGGCCUGUCGCCUCCCACAGGCCUACCACAACAAUGAGUGCAAUAUACAGAGAAUCAAGGGCUUUUCUAUUCAUGCAGAGGCGUUCAGGCCCGGCCAAUGAGCUGCGAGCUCCUGCAGGAACUGACGUCAUCACACAAACCCUGGAACGAGGCCUCGUAGAGAUCUGAGCUGUCUCUGGGGACAGGGCCGCAAAGAGACGUGAGGACAGAGACGAAGGAGGACAGGGCCAUCGCCAUUUAGACGCAACUUUGACCGGAAAUGCAACUUGUGUCCCGUUUUUUUUGUGUGCGUGUAUGUGUGCGUAGCGUAAUGUAAAAGCGAUCUGUCCCCCCCCCUCCAACCCCCCUUUCCUCCCCCCCUCUCUCGUACUGCUGUUGGCUGUUCUGUUUAGUUCAUGUGAUGUGCCAGUACCCCCCCUUUACCAAUUUGCCAACCCCCCCCCUCCUCUCUUGUGCCCCGCCCCCAUGGAUCUUUAAGAUGACAACUCUAUGCAGAUGCUGUCUUUUAUAAGUGUGUCAAAUUUUAAUUUAAAAUAAAAACUUAAAAAAACAAACCCUGACAGACAUAUUGAAAUGACAAAAAACGAAUAAAGAAAAGGAUUGUUAAGUGUU
Messenger RNA from Platichthys flesus (European flounder), 10551 nucleotides. RefSeq names its product syntaxin 1B (gene stx1b). Bases 377 to 1243 code for a protein of 288 amino acids. The transcript has 10 exons. Gene Ontology annotation, biological process: intracellular protein transport; vesicle fusion; exocytic insertion of neurotransmitter receptor to postsynaptic membrane. Gene Ontology annotation, molecular function: SNARE binding; SNAP receptor activity. NCBI's taxonomy places the organism in Eukaryota, Metazoa, Chordata, Actinopteri, Pleuronectiformes, Pleuronectidae. Gene Ontology annotation, cellular component: plasma membrane; SNARE complex; endomembrane system. The record is from RefSeq and is a predicted model, not a curated record.